Messenger RNA from Tetrahymena thermophila SB210, 978 nucleotides. Its product is annotated as ankyrin domain protein. Lineage: Eukaryota; Ciliophora; Oligohymenophorea; Hymenostomatida; Tetrahymenidae. The transcript is spliced from 8 exons. Gene Ontology annotation, molecular function: protein binding. The record is from RefSeq and is a predicted model, not a curated record.
AUGAGUGCUAAAGCAAAAAUUAUUAGCAGUUCACCUCAAAGUUGGACAUUACUUUUCUAAAUAUUGUUACAAAAAAAGUAUAGACUAAAUCUAGAAUAAGGAUUAAAGGAAAAUUUGGAUGAUCCAGGUGAAAUUCAAAUUUUAUUACGUCACUUAAGAAUGAAAAUCAUACUAAACAGUAUGCGUUUAAAUGGAUUAAUUCUUAGAUUAUUUUAGCGGUGUAUAGUUGAAAUUGAAAAAUUAAAAACGAAAACUCUUCAAUUACGUAAAUUUCGGUAGAAAAAUAGCUUUGAAGAUUUGAAAUAUCGCUUAUAAAAUUUCUAAGUGGGUGAAUCAGGAAAUUUGUUAUAGAGAUAGAUAUCGCUUCGAGCUAUAGGGGGAAAAAAACUUAUUUAAUUAAGUCCUUAAUCCAAAAGAUAAAAAGUAAAUUUUAUCACUCUUUUAGAGAAGAAAGCGCUUUUACGCAAAAUCUAAAAUCAAAAAAUCCUCAAGAAGAAAACUCCUAAUAAUAACAAAGCAGCAAGCAAUUUCCUCGGAAAAAAAUAAAAGAAGAAGAAGAAAACUUCAGAGCCUGCUAGAAGCCUAAUGAAUAUUGACGAGAUAAAAUAUGGCCUUUUUGUGAGUAUUGUUGAAGACUAAAAUUAACGUUUUAUUAAUUUAUUUGAAAGAGAAAAUGUAGACAUUGAUAGCUAUUUAAACAAAUAUAACUGGACUGCUCUCUAAACUGCCGCUUAUACCGGCAACUUAGAGAUAGUUAACUAUUUGCUCAGUAAAGGAGCUGACUUGACUAUCACUAAUAAGAGAGGUAUGAGCGCCAUGGACAUGGCCAUGCAAAGCGGUCACCUCCAUCUUGUUGACUUACUUAAUCCUACUAAUUAUUGUUCUAAUUUUGGAAAUUAGAUCUCAUCCUAAUCUUCAUCUUUUAAUGAUGAUAACACCCUUUAGCUCUCUUACGACGAAAGCUCUUAUUCCAACUGA